CGUUCACAAAUUAAUCCACCUCGCAUUCUUAGCCUAAAGAUGGUGGCCACUGCUCGAAUGCACGCUUGGCAGCUGCUACUCGUGGCGGUGGUCAUCUCUUGCUUCCACUGCCAUCUCGCCGCUCACCAUGGCGGGAAGAAUGUCCGGCAACCACCGUCAUCCGUCGUCGUCGUCGUCGGCUCCGUCCACUCCGGCUCAGACGCCACCAAGGCCGCGGUAUCAGGUGCCCCGGUCGCCGUCCGGUGCCACGACGGCAACGGUCGGGAUGUCUUCCGGCAGCAGGCCCUCACCGACCGUCGCGGCGAGUUCCGCGUCCACCUGCCGCCGGAGGCCAAGAGCCGGCUGGCCUCCGUGACGUCGUGCUCGGUGAAGCUGCUCGCCAGCAAUGCGGCGCGCCCAUGCGACGACGCCGCCGCCACGUCCGCCGCUACUGCCAGAGGCUUCCGCCUCGCCGCCACGAAGCACAACGGCGGCGACGGCGCCCGAGUCUUCAACGCCGGAGCGUUCGCCGUCCACCCGGAGCUCUGCGACGACAAAGGGAUCUUCUUCCCGCCGCUCCCUCUCGUGCCGGAGCCGCCGAACAUCGGCGGCGUGCCAAUUCCGCCGAAUCCAAUCACGCCGGCGCCGCCGUCUCUCGUCCCGCCGGUGUUCCCCACCCCAUCUCCACCAUCAAUCCUGCCGCCGCUCACCCCACAACCGCCGCCAUCGUCGUUAAUACCGCCGGUGCUGCCGCUGCCGUUGCUCAACCCACCACCGCCUCCACCGCCCCCGCCAUCUCUUCUACCGCCAGUGCCCCUCCUCCCGCCGUUGAUCCCCGGCGUGCCACCGGCUUCGGCUUCCAGGAGUGGCCGGCCAGUGAGUACGCCCUGAGCAACUUAACACGCUGAUUAUUCUAGCUAUGUGCUAAUUAAGAUGUACGGCAAGCAUGUAAUCCUAAGAUCAAGAAUCUACUGCAGUAUACUGCAAUCAAUGUAUACUUUUGGAAUUUACCGACAUGUCGAGUAAAAAGAAUGUCAAAUAUAUUGACGUUAUUCUCAA
Molecule: messenger RNA, 1038 nt
Organism: Oryza sativa Japonica Group (Japanese rice)
Lineage: Eukaryota; Viridiplantae; Streptophyta; Magnoliopsida; Poales; Poaceae
Source: RefSeq, a predicted model, not a curated record